This is a messenger RNA of Cladocopium goreaui, 5527 nucleotides long. Lineage: Eukaryota; Dinophyceae; Suessiales; Symbiodiniaceae. The record is from the annotation of a GenBank genome assembly.
AUGGGCAGCCGCAACAAAGCGGUCUCGGGCACUGAAGGAGCCGAUAAGAAGUGCGCCCAUACAGUUCCAGGGGCAGAUGCCCCGAGCUCCGACAUUUUGAAAGUUUGGAACUCUAUGACAAGAUGGCUGUUGGCUACACCAUCUCCUUUUUCCAAAUUCAUGCAAUCUUUGCUGAGCCUUUCACUUCCUGUAGAAGGGAGUAGGGUCCCGACCUUGUGGCCGAUGCCUUUGCCGUUCCCUGAGAUGCUGGUCCGCAUGGGGCCUGAAUCUUCUGCCCUGCCUUUCCCUGUGAGGGCCCUGCAGAAGAUGCUGAACCUGGUGGUCGCGGCGCUGUCAUGGUUGCACAUGGGACGCCCUGCAAAGGCUCCUGCUGCUAUGGCUUUGCGUCAGCCUUUGUCAUCUCCACAGUGGGCGGUGGUGCGGCGCUUAGAGCGGCUGCUGCAUGAAGUGCAUCACACAAAGACAGUUGUGCCUUCUGACAUGGGAAGGAAUGCCGUCAAGGUGGAGGGCUUGGAUUUUUUGCUACGCGAGCUGCACGAAGCUGCAGCCCAGUUGCCAAGAGUUCCCUAUCAAGACCGUUCGGCGAAGACCGGACGCACUGAGUUGCUGGCCCCAGGGCAUGAGUUGUGUCCACCUGGAGAGGAGCUAGGCAUUUUUUCACAGUCAGCCCCUGUCCUUGCAAAGCCCGUGGACGCAAGUCGGCUCUCUUUUCCUGAGGACAUGCCUGAGUUUGACCCUACCGGCUUGUUUGGCAAACUACAUAGCGAUGUGUAUAGUGAUCCUGUCAGCUUGGCUAGAGAGCCGGGUGUGGAUGAGCAACCGCCCCCACGAGUGAGGGUACAAGCUAGCGAUGCUGAAGCUUUUGCACUUUUCAAGUUUCUAGACAAGCAUCAUAGGCUACGUCUCGUGCCAGCUUCUCAGGUCAGAAAAGAGCGUACCUGCGGGGCUUUCUCACUUGUGAAGGAUGAGCUGAAGGAUAGACUCAUCGUGGAUGCUAGGCCUGCAAACAGUUUGGAAUCUACACUGAAAAACUACUGUCAAAGUUUGGGAGCAGUAUCAGCGCUGCUGCAGCUUGAGCUUCUGCCGGGAAACCAGUUAGUGAUGAGUGGUACAGACCUGCGUGAUUUUUAUUACUGUUUUCGUGUGACCAAAGCUAGAGCUCGACGCAAUGCUUUCAGAUUUCCUCUUACUCGUGCUCAAGCCGCACAGUUUGCAUGUUUUCCUGCUGAAGGACCUGAAGACACAAUCUGGUAUCCUUGUCUUAAUACUAUGGCUAUGGGGGACAAUAAUGCGGUUGAGCUGGGUCAAGGAGCACAUGUGUUGUUGGGGCUUAGGGCUGGUAUUUUCAAACCUGAAGAAAUGUUGACUACACACAGCAGAGCACCUAGGGGACCUCUUGCGUGCGGUAUCAUCAUUGAUGACAUCAUCUUCGCAGAACAACUGGCAGUUGAUUUAGAUCUCACAGCUUUCACUGAUGGCGAGCGUAGAUUGUCUCUCAUGUGCGAGCAGUACCUGCAAGAAGGGCUAACAGCUCAUCCUGCCAAGACUUUUCAAAAGUCCACUCAUGCCCAGUUUUGGGGCGUUUCUGUGGAUGGCAAACGCGGCACUGUGCAGGCUUCUCCGAAGCGUUUGAUUCCCUUGAUAGAGCUGACCACUCGCACAGCGCGCAGUGGUGUCGCCACGGUGGGCCUGCUAGAGAUUUUGGCAGGAUCUUGGGUGUCUAUUUUUCAGUGCCGCAAGCGCCUGAUGUGCUUGUUGGAUGAGAUUUAUUUGGCCCAGCAGGGAAGGACCUCUGACACAGUGAUCAAGCUGUCCCCGACGCUGCAAGAUGAGUUGUGGCUGCUGGCCAUGCUUGGGCCGUUGGCAGUCACAAAUCUGCGGGCUCAGAGCGUUGGCAGAAUCUUCUUGUCUGACGCUUCAGAGCAGUUCAAGGCGACGGUAGUCGCCGAUGUUUCCCUGUGCUUUGCUCGAGAAUUACACAGGCAUGCUUUGGCCCGGGGCACUUGGAGCAAACUGCUCACGCCCUGGAAGCUUUGGUGUAAGAUGCAUGGUCAGCUUUUUGAAGAGGAGGAAUUGCCCGAUGGUGUCCCUUUGGUCAGCCACCCUAUUUGGUUGGCUUUGGCUCAAGCUUUGAGGUUUUCCCUUUUUCAGCGGAAAGAAGUGCGGCGGCGGCGGCAUAUCAACCUUUUGGAGUUGGAGUCCAUUUUGGAGGUGGAAGAACGGCUGGCAAGGAGCCAAGGUGACAUCAGAUAUCUACUGGGGUCUGAUUCCCAGGUGGCUUUAGCCGCCAUUUUGAAAGGCAGAUCCAGCUCUCCGAGAUUGAACAAAGUUCUGCAAAGAGGCCUUGCUACCGUGAUAGGUUCUGGGUUAUAUGGCAGCUAUGGCUAUGUCCCCUCUCGUGCAAAUGUCGGGGAUGACCCCACUCGGGGUGUUUCUGUGAGAUCUCCUGAAAGACCUGUCCCAGAAUGGUUGGCCUCGGCCUUGCUAGGUGACUUUGCGGCGAUGGAUGGCUGGCUGGCCGCCCAGGGGUAUGAUCCUCUGCAUUUGGCGAACUUGGACUUUCUGAAAGACAGUAGUGAUGGAGACGGUGUAGAUAGGCAUGCUCUAGAUAGUCAGCUUUUAGCCGAACUGCGAAGUGUACAGAAGCCGGGUAGGAUGCAGCGUUUUCUUAAUUCUAGCCUGCCAGAGGUAGGCCAAAAGCAGGAGAGUUUCACCCAGGACUCAAAAAUUAGGGACACUUGUACAGAUGCAACUGGUAGCAGCGCAGGUCGCGUAGGUGGUGCGGAAGGUAGAGUAGCUCCGGUCCCUUCCGGGUGUACAGAUCUGGUAGGUGUGGAUCAACAAAAAGAGAAGUCAAGAGGGCAUGAAAAGCCAUGCAAAGGCAAAAAAGAAAGUUGUAACAAGAGGCAUCAAGAUCCUAUAAGGACACCACCCACAAGUGGUGGAAACAAAGAGCCCGUCUCAGCUGUUGUUUCUUCUCAUUGUGAACGGGUAGCCCCUCCCGAAGAAGUAGGUAAAGUAGGAACAACUAGCUCGAAAGAGCUCCCCAAGGGGCGUCGGCUGCGGCGUGCCAUGGCCGAACAUUCAAAUUCUCCGCUGCUGAGUGCGGAUAGCAGAGAAGCCUUGCGGCUCCUGCCUGCCCACAUGGCCGAACAUUCAAAUUCUCCGCUACUGAGUGCGGAUAGCAGAGAAGCCUUGCGGCUCCUGCCUGCCCACAUGGCCGAACAUUCAGAUUCUCGGCUACUGAGUGCGGAUAGCAGAGAAGCCUUGCGGCUCCUGCCUGCCCGCAUGGCCGAACAUUCAAAUUCUCCGCUGCUGAGUGCGGAUAGCAGAGAAGCCUUGCGGCUCCUGCCUGCCCACAUGUUUUUGCUGCCCGGGGGCCGUCGUGCCCCUGAUGAGUGGGAUCCUUCCUGUUUGCAGAGACGGGGCGUCCUUGACCUCUACAGCGGUGACGCUGGAGUGGCACGUGCGCUGAGCAAAAAGUUUGGAGUGUGGGUUCUUACCGUGGACUUUGCCCAUGGACCUGAACAAGAUUUGUUGCAGCCUGAGCUACAAGCCCUACUUUGUCGUUUGGCGCGGAUGGAAACUUUUUUGGGGCUAGGUGCAGCUCCUGAGUGCUGCUCGUUCUCACGAGCAGUAACACCAGCGGUACGAAGUGCCGAAUACCCGCUGGGCAAACCUGGUAUCAGCCUCAAUAUGCAGAAAAAGGCAUUUUUUGUAGAGCUGGGGUUGGCGUAUUGGGUUGAGAACCCUGAUGAGUCUUUCCUUUGGAUGCUGCCUGCGUGGAUGGCUGCUGGCCUGGGACGUCAAGAGUCUUCUUUUCGUUUUGACAUGUGCCAGUACUCCACCCCUUGGCGAAAGCGCACCCGCAUCGCCACCAGCACUGCGCUGCGGGGUUUGCGUUGUCUUUGCCCUGGAGGUCAUAGCCAUUUGACUCCACGGGGUCGCAGCAGUGCUCAUGGCAUGUGUUGGACCCGAGUUGCGCAGAAGUACCCCAAAGAACUUUGCCUUGACUUGGCUUGGGCUAUGGCAGCUCAGAUGGGGCUCACUCCCAAGCAGCCGAAACUACAUGUAGCACACUGUGCAAAAUGUACCAAUGCCCGUGUGGGUGAAGCACAGAAUCCUGGCCCACGACAUGCAGCCCCGCGUGUAGCCCGAGAUGUUCAACAGCUGGAAGAGGUGCGGCUGGUGAAUAAACAGACUCAGGUUCUCCAGGACAGGGUUUGGGCUGAUUUUAAUAACUGGGUUUGUAGCGUAGUUAGCCUUGCAGCAGCAGAGCAGCUUUUUCUUUGCCCGCAACUAGCAGUGGACGUGUUGGUGAACUAUGGCAAGAGCCGUUUUGCGGCUGGAGCCCCAAUGUAUGAGUUCCGGCACCUUCUGGUCUUAGCUCAGCAGAGUCAAGCAGGUCUCCGGGCGCACAUGACUCCAGCCUGGCGCCUGCUGUCAAAAUGGGAGGCAGUACAGCCUUUGCAACAUCGCCAACCACUACCUGAAGUGCUUUUUCGCGCUAUGUUUGUGGUGGGAAUGCUAUGGGGAUGGCGGCGAUGGUCUGCUACUUUACUGCUGGGCUUCGAAGGCAUAGCGAGGAUUGGAGAAGUUCUCCGAGCUUCCCGCGCAGAUUUAGUCCUUCCCUGUGAUAGCUGCGAUAGUGUGACGGGGGUUGCUUUUCUGCGUGUUUUGAAGCCAAAGAGUUCCCGUAGGGGAAAAGGACGGAUCCAACACCUAAAGAUUGCCGAUGCCAAUGCAGUGUCCUUUCUGGAGCAUGUAUUUGGCCCUCUUGACUUCUCCUUGCAACUUUUUCCACUUUCUGCAGGUGUUUUUCGGCGACGUUGGGACAAGAUACUAGAAGCUUUGCUGGUCCCGAAGAGCAGGAGACCAACGCCUGCAAGUAUCCGUGGAGGUGGAGCCAUUUUAGCAUACAAACGUGGUGAGCCCAUUUCGGAUAUUUUGUGGCGGAUGCGUUUGGUGUCCCUGACCACGCUGGAGAGCUACCUUCAAGAGUUAGCUGCAGAUAGCCUACUGACACGUUUGCCUGAACGGAGCCGCUGCCGUAUUCGCAGCGCCGCUGCCCUUUUUGAUCUCCAACUGCGGUCACCUGGUUAACCUAUACUGUACAAGCUCGUACCUGAGGUGACGGCCCUUACGAAGAGUGGUGGGGAGAGGCCUCUUCUUUUGCCCUUUGCAGUGCUUUUUGUUUUCAUUGAGCUGGAGCUGCAAAGGACUUGUAGGCCUUCUCCAUAGGGAAUCGAUCCCAUACACUUGCCAAGGGCGAGCAGGUUGCAAAACGGAGUAGAGCUGAGGGCCAAUGCAUGACCUUUCAUGCAUUUCCCGGUGCUCAGCAAUUUGGGCCCAACCCGGCCCCCCCAAGGUGGGGAGAGGCCUCUUCUUUUGCCCUUUGCAGUGCUUUUUGUUUUCAUUGAGCUGGAGCUGCAAAGGACUUGUAGGCCUUCUCCAUAGGGAAUCGAUCCCAUACACUUGCCAAGGGCGAGCAGGUUGUAAAACGGAGUAGAGCUGAGGGCCAACGCAU